Molecule: messenger RNA, 753 nt
Organism: Psilocybe cubensis
Lineage: Eukaryota; Fungi; Basidiomycota; Agaricomycetes; Agaricales; Agrocybaceae
Exons: 3
Coding region: 1-753 (250 amino acids)
Source: RefSeq, a predicted model, not a curated record
AUGUCCAAGUCCAGGAGCGCUAGUCUCGAGAUCGUACCCCCCGCGACAUCGCGCGUCAGAGAGAACCCCGCUGUCCCACCCGCCUCCCACAAGCACAACCGCAAGCCAGUAGAGGAAGACCCCGAUGACGCCGACGCAGAUGCUGAAGGAGACGAGUUGGACAAUCAGCCCCCGCCGGCUCCCGCUCCCAAGCCUGCAGCGGCAGCAGCAGCAGCUACUACGACAAACAUACCAAACGCGCCAAAGCCCUGCGACCGCUGCGCGCGCACCGGCAAGCCCUGCAAGGGAGUGGCGGGUUCCCGAUGCGAAUACUGCAAACGGUUGAAGCAAAAGUGCUCCAACAGCUCCGGGCCUCCUCGUAAAAGCGCAACCACUGCUCCCAAGCCCGCACCUGCUCCCAAGAGGCCCGCGGAAACGGCGGGCGCGAAAGCCCCGGCUGGCAAGGGUGCUGCGCCUUCUCAACUUCCGUCAAAGCGCAAGGCGCCAGCAAGCGCUCCGCAAAACGGCGCGGUAGACAACCACGAUCUCGACGGAGAAGGCAGCACUGUUGAAGAAGAACACGACUCCGGGACUAGGCAUAACAAGAAGCGCCGGGUCGCCAAGGGGCCUACGCGUCUUCAGCUCGUCAAAGCCGUUAAUGACAUUGAGGCCUCGAUGAAGCGCGUCCAGGCAUCUGUCGCCAAAGAGGUGGAGAAGAUGAGUGGAAUCGUCAAGAUUCUCAACGCAAAGAUCGAAGAAAUGGACGAUGAGUAG